UGAGGUAUAUUUUGAUUAUAUAAGGGGGUGUUCGAGGAUUUCCAUGACUAGGUAAGACUAUAGGGCGGGUUUAUAGAUUUAAAGUAACUAGAUGAGUUUCUCGAAUAUUCAUGAAAUACCAACCCGUAUGAGGUAUAGUUACAUACUUACAUGCACCGUUACUUGAAAUCUAGAUUCGCGUAGAAAAUUACUCGUAUUAGGAGUUCAUUGAUGUAUAAUACAAGUAGAUUUUACCAUAGGAUUUAAAAUGAAUCCUAAUACCAGCUUCAACUACUUAAUCUGGAAAUUCCAACUAGUCAACUACUAGUACAAUGUGCGGUAGGAAAAAUGUCAACGGGUGGGUGACACAAUCAAAAUGACACCCUCCCCAUUGCCUUCUCCAAAAACCAGUAACUUCUCUGCUUUAAUUGUAUUGCUGAAUUUCUUUAUUUCUUUACUCAUCCAAAUCUUGAUCUACACACAUACAGACACCAGCAUCAGCUACUUAUUAUAUAAUAUGGGGUAGAAAAAAAGUCAACUGGUGGGUGACACAAUCAAAAUCACACCCUUCUUAUUGCUGAAUUUCUUUGUUUCUUCACCCAUCUAACUCUAGAUCAGUACCACAGAUAAACAUGUCUUACACAAACACAGACACAAACACAGCUGAAUCUGAGUGGAACUACUCAGAAUCAGACAUAGCUCAUGAAUUCCUGUUUUUCAACGUCCUCAAAGAUGGUCGUGUCCAUGUUUUACUUCCACCUGUUGAGAAAGUCCCCCCUUCCUUUGGCUCCACCGUCGGCGUCUCAAUAAAAGACGUCGAAAUAACAUCCGACGUCUCAGCCCGAAUCUUACUCCCUUCAUCCACCACUGCACAGAAACUCCCUGUUGUAUUCUACAUCUAUGGCAGUGGCUUUUGUAUGCGAGCCGCCUUUUCUGAGGAUUACACCCGCUUCUGUUCCAACAUCGCCACCGAAGCCAACGCCAUUGUUGUCUCAGUUGAAUACGGCAUCUUCCCUGCACGCCCGAUUCCCGCGUGCUAUGACGAUUCCUGGGCAGCGCUCCAGUGGUUGGCGUCUCACGGUAACGGGUCUGGACCUGACCCGUGGAUCAACAACCACGCCGAUCUUCGCCGGAUCUUCGUCGGCGGGGAUUCUGCAGGAGGAAACAUCUCUCACACCUUAUUAGCUAAGGUAGGGUCUACAGGACUCCCUGGGGAUGCGAACAUUGAAGGGAUGAUAUUAGUCAACCCGUACUUUGGGGAAGAUGAUAAGAUGUGGAUGUACAUGUGCCCUACUAAUGAAGGACCUACUGAUCGUAGAAUGAAACCUGCUGUAGAGGAUCUGGGUAGGAUCGGGUGUGGUAGGGUGUUGGUGUUUCUGGCUGAGUUUGAUGCGUUGUACUGUGCAGGGAAGAUGUACACGGAUGAGUUGAUCAAGAGUGGUUGGAAAGGGACGGUUGAGAUUGUGGUAAACAAAGGAAAGGAUCAUUGCUUUCAUCUUGCUGAUUAUACAGAUCUUGAGGCUAUUGCUAUUCGGGGUCGGAUCGCUUCCUUUAUCAAUAAUCAAGGUUAAGGUGAUUUAAUCACCUGUAUUGAAUACCGUUAUGGAGAUUGUGUUUGACUCAGGUCUUGCACUUUGCUGGGUGUAGGAUAGACACUUACACACUUUCACACUUUCACUAUCUGUCUUCUUAUUGUUCAGUGUGCUUAAAUGCUGUAUUUGUAUGUAAAUUGAGAUGCCGAAUUAGAUGUAUGUUCAGCUAUGGUGAUUAAAAACACUGCAUGAUUAACAUUUCUGAUAAUGUAAGCAACUGCAGACUUUUUCAGGAUAGUGAGUCUUCUUCAUCUUUCAAACAUGUUUCUCAGAGUUAUUAUUGUGAUUUGUACUUGCUUAGUUUAUUAAUCGCACAAGUAAUGCUGUAAAUAUUGUUAAACCCGUGGUUAUGCGCUCUUGUAUGCCAUUGUAUCCGAGUUUUUUACAGCAAGAU
Messenger RNA from Spinacia oleracea (spinach), 1965 nucleotides. RefSeq names its product probable carboxylesterase 12. Gene Ontology annotation, molecular function: hydrolase activity. Lineage: Eukaryota; Viridiplantae; Streptophyta; Magnoliopsida; Caryophyllales; Amaranthaceae. The transcript has a single exon. The record is from RefSeq and is a predicted model, not a curated record. The coding region runs from base 612 to 1550 and encodes 312 amino acids.